GUUUCUGUGAGCUGCUUGUGAGGGGGAGGAGAAGGUUGAGGUAGUGGGAUUUGGACGGGACAAUGGCGGCGCUAGCGGUCUCCCUUCGGAGGUGGUUACAGGCCUUCCUUGCAAGUUUUUGCUGUUCGGUUACUUUGACGACGACAGCUGCAGCUGGAUUGCUUCUUUUCCUUCUCCCUGAAGCAGCAACGGCCUUGCAGUGUUUUUGUCUUCGCUGUACAAAAGAGAACUUCACAUGUACAACAGAUGGGCUCUGCAUUACUUCAGUAACACGGAAUAGAAACAAAAUCAUACGCAAUAGUAUGUGUAUUGCAGAAAUUGAUCUGUUUCCCAGAGACAGGCCGUUUGUUUGUGCUGUUUCAACAAGUAAAGGAGUAAUUACUGUGCCUCAUUGCUGUGAUAAAGACUUCUGCAAUAAAAUAGAUCUUCCAAUUCCAACACCAGGUCCUGUACCAGGGAAGUUUUCUUCCACUCUAGGACCAGUGGAAUUGGCUGCUGUCAUUGCUGGGCCCGUUUGUUUUCUUUGCAUUUCACUCAUGUUGAUUCUUUAUAUCUGCCAUAAUCGUACAGUCAUACACCAUCGAGUUCCAAAUGAAGAAGAUCCUUCAAUGGACCGACCAUUUAUAUCUGAGGGAACUACUUUGAAAGAUUUAAUUUAUGAUAUGACCACUUCAGGAUCAGGAUCAGGUUUGCCAUUACUUGUUCAAAGAACAAUUGCAAGAACAAUUGUACUACAAGAAAGCAUUGGAAAAGGUCGAUUUGGAGAAGUCUGGCGAGGAAAGUGGAGAGGAGAAGAAGUUGCAGUAAAAAUAUUCUCUUCAAGAGAAGAACGCUCAUGGUUUCGUGAAGCUGAAAUCUAUCAAACAGUUAUGCUACGUCAUGAAAAUAUUCUUGGGUUUAUAGCUGCAGACAACAAAGAUAAUGGUACAUGGACACAACUCUGGCUAGUGUCAGAUUAUCAUGAACAUGGCUCUCUUUUUGAUUAUCUGAACAGGUAUACUGUUGCUGUAGAGGGAAUGAUAAAACUAGCAUUGUCAACUGCCAGUGGACUUGCACAUCUUCACAUGGAGAUUGUUGGCACACAAGGUAACUUAUCUUGAGUUUAUAGUCUUAAUCAUAUAGCCCAAUGCUUGUUUCAAUUGUUAACAUAUAUCUUCUCUCAGUAAUAUAAUUU
Python bivittatus (Burmese python) is the source of this 1174-nucleotide messenger RNA. NCBI's taxonomy places the organism in Eukaryota, Metazoa, Chordata, Lepidosauria, Squamata, Pythonidae. The record is from RefSeq and is a predicted model, not a curated record.